AUUAGCUGCAGCGACUCUGAUUGUCUUCGUGGCAUGUGUUAAUUUUCGGCUGUAUUGGCCUUUUGCGGGAUGUUACUAAGAUGAAAUUCGAUGUAGUAGAUUUCUACAACGAGCCGCCAAUUAGAUAACACAACCUGUCAACUCUGCAAGAUGCAGAAAAGCCAAGCAAAUGUUCUAAAUCAUGGCACAGAGGAUGAAUUGCUAUGCACAGGGUAUAGGCGUAGCAUCGUAAAGACCAUUCUCUGUGUUCUUCUGUCUGUCAUCACGGUUGGAGGACUUCAGCUAGUCUUCUACUGGAAGCCAGAAUGGCGUCUUUGGUGCACCUCGUCAAAGUGCGUCUUAAAGAGAGCCACAAAAGUCCUUCUGCAGGAUCAGUAUAAGGAGGUCUGUGUCGCUGAGGUCAAAUCUCGUCCACUGUCAGAAGCAACUAUUAACAGCUUACAUAUAAACAGCACCCCAACACCCAUGCCCCACAUGGCGCAAGAAUGUGAACCAGAUCAAAACCAAGUCAGCGUUUUCUAUAGCACCAGCACAGAAAACCAGAAGGACACCGAAAGCUCAGACGUUGCGGUGUUAGUGGCGGGAGGAGACGGCGCCAACAACGGAACGCACUCGCACCUCUGGUCGUACUCCAGCAUGGAUUCUGAUGAAGAGAUUGAUGACACAAAGGCUCUAAUCAACAUCAAGAAGAAAGAGAUUGAGAACACUUUUCGUUACUUUGAACAUCACAAACUUUGCUAUUAUUGGAACGAAUCAUGUGACAGCUUUCUCAGACUGUAUGCCUUAGAAGAAAACACACCAUGCUCAUCGAUUUAUGGUUACAAGGGCUAUGACGAUGACCAAAAACAACAGAGGCAAGAUAUCUAUGGAAGAAACGUCAUUGAUGUUGAAGUCCCUUCCUAUUUAAAGCUGUUUGUGAAAGAGGUAUUGAAUCCAUUCUACAUCUUCCAAAUUUUCAGCAUUAUAUUGUGGAUCAUGGAGAACUAUUUUGUCUACGGAGGCUGCAUACUUGUCAUCAUAAUAAUAUCACUUGGUGUAUCGCUUUAUGAGACAAAGAGACAAUCAAUCGUCUUACAUGAUAUGGUGGCCCAUGAAUCUACUGUAACAGUAUGCAGGAAUGGAACAGAAGAGGAGAUAAAUUCUGGUGAUGUCGUUCCUGGUGAUUUAAUCUACAUCCCACCACAUGGCUGUAUAAUGAGCUGUGAUGCCGCCCUUAUCAGUGGAAACUGCAUUGUCAAUGAAAGUAUGCUGACAGGAGAAAGUGUUCCAGUGACCAAAACACCCCUCCCCUGCCCUCCCCCUACCGAGGGGGAACCCCCACAGUACUAUUCCCCUGAGAACCACAAGCGACACACCCUAUUCUGUGGAACAAAGGUCAUCCAGACAAGGUACUAUGGUUCAGAGAAGGUCAAGGCUGUCGUUGUAAGAACAGGGUUUUCUACUAUGAAGGGUGAUCUGGUGAGAUCAAUCCUGUUCCCAAAACCAGUUGGAUUUAAAUUCUACUCAGAUUCUAUGAAGUUUAUAGGGAUUCUUGCAAUAUUAGCUUCCAUUGGAAUUAUAUAUUCUGUGGUUAUCUUAGCACUCAAAGGCGCCAAGGCAUCAGACAUUGUUUACAAAGCUCUGGACAUCAUCACCGUUGCCGUGCCACCAUCCCUGCCAGCGGCCAUGACGGUGGGGACGGUCUACGCCCAACAGAGGCUGAAGAAAGGCAAGGUUUUCUGCAUCAGCCCUCAGAGAAUCAACAUCUGUGGAAAACUCAAGCUUGUCUGUUUUGACAAGACUGGUACUCUGACGGAAGAUUCUCUUGACCUCUGGGGCGUGGUACCCCUCCUGGACCGGACCUUCCAACCUGUAGUCCAGGCUGCCAGCACCCUUCCCAGAGGACCAUUCCUAGCUGCAAUGGCCACCUGUCAUUCACUGACCAGGAUUGAUGGAGAGCUUGUGGGAGAUCCUCUGGAUCUGAAGAUGUUUGAGGCUACAGAUUGGGAAUUGGAAGAACCCGGACCAGACACCAGUCGUUUUGACACCCUAAUACCAACUGUUGUGAAACCAAAAACCAAUGAUACCUUGUAUGCUGCUAGUACAGAAGGAGAGGAGGUGUUUGAGAUUGGGGUAGUACGUCAGUUUCCAUUCACAUCCAGCCUGCAGAGAAUGUGUGUAAUUACCAGGACUAUGGGAGCCAAGUAUAUGGAUGUAUAUGUGAAAGGAGCCCCUGAAAUGAUUGCAUCAUUGUCAGACCCAAGAACUGUUCCUGAGGAUUUCCAGGAGGUUUUACAGAACUAUACUCAGCAAGGCUUCAGGGUUCUAGCCCUUGGCUGGAGACAGAUGGAUCCAAAGUUCUCAUGGCAUCAUGCACAGAAAAUACAGAGAACGGAGGUUGAAUGUAAUUUGACGUUCAUAGGUUUGCUGAUCAUGCAGAACGCCCUCAAACCAGUCACCACAGAAAUCAUCAAACAACUCAACGAUGCUAAUAUACGCACUGUUAUGGUCACCGGUGACAACAUGUUGACUGCUAUCAGCGUUGCAAGGGAUUGUGGGAUGGUUGGUCGCAAGUCAAAGGUCAUCGUCAUCAACGCCCACCCUCCCGGUGCGGACCAACCUGCUCGUAUCGAGUGGAGCUACGAUACCAUGCCUGAUAGAAACUCAGAGUGCCUUUCUUCAAAUUCUGAGUCUUACCAUGAGGAGAUGAUGAUCAGUGUAGAUCAUGAGAAGUAUCACUUUGCGGUAAGCGGCAAAUCUUUUGCAGUUCUCAAGAGUCACUUCCCAGAACUUAUCGACAAGAUUGUCCAAAGAGGAACUGUCUAUGCUCGCAUGUCACCAGAUCAAAAGACGCAACUUGUUGAAGCUUUGCAAAGUUUGGGAUACUGUGUGGGGAUGUGCGGUGAUGGAGCCAACGACUGUGGGGCGUUGAAGAUGGCUCAUGCUGGCAUAUCUCUAUCUGAAGCAGAGGCUUCUGUUGCAUCUCCAUUCACCUCCAUGGUGCCUGAUAUAUCAUGUGUGCCUAAUGUAAUAAGAGAGGGCCGAGCUGCCUUGAUGACCUCUUUUGGUGUUUUCAAGUACAUGGCUCUGUACAGUGUCAUCCAGUUCACAUCGGUCAUGAUUCUCUACUGGAUUGAUUCAAACCUUGGGGACUGGCAGUUCUUGUAUGUGGAUCUAGUUAUCACUACCACAGUGGCUGUACUCAUGGGAAGAAAUGAAGCAUAUCCAAAGCUUGUGAAGCAACGGCCUGCGGGGAGUAUAACCAACCCAACGAUUCUCAUCUCAAUUGUAUCCGAGAUAAUCGUGGUGGCAGUUGUACAGACAACCGGUUACUUUCUUCUUUUUACACAGCCGUGGUUUACACCGUUGACUCCCAGCCACAACCCAGAUGACAACAUUCUGUGUUAUGAAAACUCUGUGAUUUUUCUCAUCUCGUCAUUCCAGUACAUCACCCUGGCAGCUGCCUUCUCUAAGGGGGCGCCCUAUCGUCUUCCAAUUUAUACUAAUUUUCUAUUCCUGAUCGCACUCAUUGGUUUAGUAUCAACAACCGCGGUGAUGCUGUUCUUACCCGUUCAGUGGUCUGUGUUUACUAACUUUCUGCAGCUGAAACAGAUUGCUCCAGUCAGUCUCAAGUUUACCCUUAUCAUCGGAGCUCUGGUGCUAUUUAAUAUUCUGUUUGCCUUCAUCAUGGAGUCUUGUAUUGUCGACCUGCCUGCACUCAAACGAGCCAUACGGCCACUGCGAUGUAAGAAAAAGCCCAAGAACCGGUACAAACUGGUUGAAGCCGACCUGAACAGGGACCCUUCCUGGCCUCCUGUUGGACAUACCACGACCGCCAACAACAAGAUUUUCAAUGGGAGCAUCAAUUCUGCGUGAUGAUCCUUGACGGUUUCACCCAAAGAGCUUUCUCAUUUUCACAAAUGUUUGUACUCAAUUCCCAUCUAAGAUUAAUAUAAACUGAUUAAAAGCACUGCCGACAUGACAAUCAAUUUACAUAUUUCUAUCAGUCAUGUCAUUUGAAAUUAACUUCUGUAACAAAUAUGUUUUUGUAAUUACCUUGUGUCAUAUAACUUAUUAUCAAUGAUAUGUGCUAAAAUUCUAUGAAUUAGAUUCAGUUAUUUUCAAAUGACAUAACUUCAAUAACAUCAUAAUAUAUUAGGAAUAUUAGACAAGUAGCUUAUACCUACCGUUUGAAUGGAGUGUAUUCUGAAGUCCUGCUUGAUUUAGAUCAUGGUCUAACUAUAUGAUAAAAAUGAUGGGAAGUUGAAAAUAUCAAAAGUCUGAUUAAAUCGUUUGUUUCUUAUGUUUACUUUGCUUUAUCCACCACGACCCGACAGUUAUGAAGGAUUUGAGUGUCAAAUGAGCUGAUGAAUUUGUUGACAUGUCUUGACGAUUGAUCCCAUAUAUGUAUUUAUUUGGCAAACAGUUUCAAUAACCAUUUGUAGGCAAAAUUGUCUCCUUGGGUUUUUGACUUGACAGUUUAAUCUUCAAAAUUAUUUUAUUCCAUAUUGUUUUUAUUCAAUGUAGUAAUAAUAAUAAUAUGUCC
This is a messenger RNA of Lytechinus variegatus (green sea urchin), 4525 nucleotides long. Its product is annotated as probable cation-transporting ATPase 13A3. Gene Ontology annotation, molecular function: ATPase-coupled monoatomic cation transmembrane transporter activity; ATP binding; polyamine transmembrane transporter activity. Lineage: Eukaryota; Metazoa; Echinodermata; Echinoidea; Temnopleuroida; Toxopneustidae. Gene Ontology annotation, cellular component: late endosome membrane. The record is from RefSeq and is a predicted model, not a curated record. The transcript is spliced from 29 exons. Gene Ontology annotation, biological process: intracellular calcium ion homeostasis; polyamine transmembrane transport. Bases 151 to 3855 code for a protein of 1234 amino acids.